This is a messenger RNA of Entrophospora candida, 2091 nucleotides long. The record is from the annotation of a GenBank genome assembly. NCBI's taxonomy places the organism in Eukaryota, Fungi, Glomeromycota, Glomeromycetes, Entrophosporales, Entrophosporaceae.
AUGGCCAAAGUGUAUACAUUGCAAGAUACCAAGAGCAUGGAAUCCAAAAAAAUACAAGGGCAAGGGUAUAGGCUCAGUAAUGUCCGUGAACAAGAAUUUGAGGAGGCAUUACAUGAUAGUAUCAAGUCCAAUUCCGAACUCAGUAAUGAUUUCAAAAAUCUCCAGGUGGUAUAUUCAAAGUUUAGUAACAAUAUCAAACAGAAGAAUGCUCAGUUACAGCGCAAUCUGAAGCAGGCUGUUAGUAUACAAAAUACAUUAUCAGAAAAAUCGAGUGAAUUAGAAUUGCUUCAAUCUGAAAUUAAGACAUUGGAAGCUAAAUUAGAUUUAGCACAAAAAGACUCAUCCAUGAAAGAAUCCGAGGUCUUGUCCCUCAAAUCUAAAUUAGCUGAAUUAUCCUUAAAAUUACCAUCAGGAGAAGCAAAGCUUCGGAUCUCUGAUUCAUCUGCAGUUAGUGGAGGCAACAAGAAAAAUAUAUCAAAUGUCUCACAAAAAAUUAUGACACGAUAUAGUAAACAAGAUCUAGAGACUAGGCUUAGAAGAAUAGCAUCAAUACGAUAUCUCAAAAAAAAAUCUGGUAAAAGUGAAUGUGCUAAUGAUGCUGCAGUAGAGAAUAAAUUAAAUGGUAGGAGCAAACCAACAAGACCAACCAGAACUUCUGAUCCUAGUCAGUCAACAACUGAAUUUGAUAGUUAUGGUGGCUCUAAUCCCACUGCUAACCCAAGCACUUCUUAUAGCAAUUAUUCAAAUUCUAACAGUAAUGAUCCAGAACAAAAGCCUUUAUGGAAAAAUAUUGAAAAGAAUUAUUGUUUGGCGAAGAAGAAACGAGAAUUUGAAAGACAACAAGUAGAUCAAGCAGCGAUGGAAAGGGAACAGCAGAAAGAACAAGAAAAAAGAGCCUUAGUUAAAAGUAAAGGACAUGGAGAAUUGCAUUUAGAUGAAGAGACUAAAAAAUUUCACUUUAAUGAUUUAGUAACUAAUUGGGAAAAUAAAGUUGCUUAUAAUCCCAUAAGAGGUGAAUCAGAUCCUAACGCUAAGAAAGAUAAUAAUGCUUUAUUCUAUGGCACUGGUGGAACUGGACCAGCUCUGACACCCCGCAAUGAAGAUUAUAAAAGCGGUAUUGAUCCGCUCAACAAAUUCAUCUUUACUUUAUGUGAUAUUGAAAAUACUUUAGGAGAUGAUUACGGCUUUAUGCAUGAAGAAAACGGAGAAAUUAGAUACAUUCUUUUUGUAGAUGAAUGUGAUAAUGUCUGCACUAAUACUGCUUUAUCAACUGAUUACACUAAAUUAAUCUUUUUAAAAACUUAUAAGUUCAUUAGACAUCCUGACGCCCUUAAGGAACUGGUUGAGGAAACCGAAAGAGAUGAGAAAGACAACGAGGUAGUUACUAAAAAAGGAAUUCAGUUAAGGGAGUUCUUAGAGUUCUUUUGGAGAUUAUCUGAUAGUAAACAAUUACAUAAUUUUGAAGUUGCUACGGCAGCACUUUUUACUGUUCCUAUUUGUGAAGCUAGUUUAAUUCUUAGUCCUACUGCUAGAGGUAUAGCGGGAAAGAUUAUCAACUCUGAUGGUGGUGACAGUGGUAACAAUGCUCUUGAUAGAACUGACAGAGAGAAAAUAGAAAGACUAAGAAAAGAAGCGGAACAAGAAAAGGAAAAAGUAAAACACGACAAUGAGGAAGUAGAUCGUUUAAAUACGGUUAUUAAUAAUUUCCAUGCUAGUGAAGAAGAAAAAAGCAAUGCUAGAAAACACAUAGUAUUACUAGAAGACGAAAAUAAAGACAUUAAAGAGAAGUUAAGUAAAAUUGGUAAAAAAUUGAUGAUCUUGUUAGCAGAAAAAUUUGGAAGCAGUUAUUAUUUUACCGAUUUUAAAAAGUUUCUAAAGAAAAAUAAUUAUGAUCAUAUUUGGGAAGAUCUAAAGAAAGGUAAAAUUGACGAAGAAUAUUUUGAUGCUUUGGGCGGACAAAUGAUAUUUCAGGAAGCUAAUAAAAAAUCUAAUCGUGCUCCUAAAGAAGAACAAGAACUAACUAAUUUAAGAAAUAGACUAAAAGAAUUUGAAAAUAAUACUGAAAAUAAGCCUUUUAAUUAUUUUCCUUGA